GUAUAUAUAAGAGGACACUGGGGACAAGCAGCAUCAGGCCAGCUCUGAGUGCAUUCAGCUCCAGCACAGCCUCCAGCCCUCACCACCACCGCCAUGUCUCUGAUGAAGAAUGAGCGAGCUAUCAUCAUGUCCAUGUGGGACAAGAUGGCUUCGCAGGCUGAGGCCAUCGGCACUGAGACUCUGGAGAGGCUCUUCUGCAGCUACCCCCAGACGAAGACCUACUUCCCGCACUUCGACCUGCACCACGGGUCCCAGCAGCUGCGUGCCCACGGCUCCAAGAUCUUGGCCGCCAUAGGCGACGCGGUUAAGAACAUCGACAACCUCUCAGGUGCUCUGACCAAGCUGAGUGAGCUGCACGCCUACAUCCUGCGUGUGGACCCGGUCAACUUUAAGCUCCUGUCCCACUGUCUGCUGGUCACCCUGGCCGCACACUUCCCCGCCGACUUCACCGCUGAGGUCCAUGAAGCCUGGGACAAGUUCAUGUCUAUCCUGUCUUCCGUCCUGACUGAGAAGUACCGCUAAGCGCCACCGUCACGCCUCCCAGACGGGCUACGACCCCUCUCCUACCCUUCAAUGAACUCCCCCCCCCCCAGGUCUUUCCCGUAGCCCCCAAUAAAUGGUUGAAGACGGAAA
This is a messenger RNA of Microtus ochrogaster (prairie vole), 633 nucleotides long. Its product is annotated as hemoglobin subunit zeta. NCBI's taxonomy places the organism in Eukaryota, Metazoa, Chordata, Mammalia, Rodentia, Cricetidae. Gene Ontology annotation, biological process: oxygen transport; hydrogen peroxide catabolic process. Gene Ontology annotation, cellular component: haptoglobin-hemoglobin complex; hemoglobin complex; blood microparticle. Gene Ontology annotation, molecular function: organic acid binding; haptoglobin binding; peroxidase activity. The record is from RefSeq and is a predicted model, not a curated record.